AUGAGAAUUUCAAAGAAUAUUUCACCACUUUUGAAGAGUGUUAAUACUUUUUCUGCUAGAAAUUAUUCGACUACUAAUGUUCUUGGUCAAAGAGUAUUGUUGAUUGGAUCAAAUGGACAAAUUGGUGUUGAAUUGUCGACUGCUUUGAGAAAUCGUUUCGGAAAGGAAUCUGUUGUAACUAGUGAUGUUACUCUUCCAUCAAUGGAAUCACUCCAAAAUGGAGAACCUUUUGUAUUUUUGGAUGCAAACAAUAAGGCUAGACUUUCACAAAUUGUUAAAAAGGAAGAAAUUACUCACAUUAUUCACAAUGCUGCAUUUUUGUCUGCUGCAGCUGAAAGAAAUCCAAUUCCAGCUUUGGAAUUAAACACUGUUGGUCUUCACAAUGUUUUGGAAGUUUCCAAAGAAAACAAUUGUUCUGUAUUUAUUCCAUCUUCAAUUGCUGCUUUUGGUCCAACAACUCCACUCGAUUUGACACCUGAUGUCACCAUUCAAAGACCAACAACUAUUUAUGGUAUUGGUAAGGUUUAUGCUGAACAUAUGGGUGAAUAUUAUGCCUAUAAGCAUGGUCUUGAUUUUAGAUCUUUGCGUUAUCCUGGUAUUAUCAGUUAUUUGUCUGAACCUGGUGGUGGUACUACUGAUUGGGCUGUUUUCAUGUUCUACUAUGCUCUCCAUGGUAAAACUUAUGAAUGUUUCGUUAGUGAAAAUACUCCUCUUCCAAUGAUGUACAUGAGUGAUUGCAUUCGUGCCACUGUCAAGUACAUUUUCGAUCUGACUAAUGAAGAUUUGAAGAGAGCUGGUCAAAGAACAUUUAACAUUACUAGUUUCUCAUUGACUCCAGCAAUGCUCCAUCAAGCUAUUCUCAAAUAUAUUCCAUCAUUCCAAGUGACCUACAAGCCAGAUUUCAGACAAGCAAUUGCUGACUCUUGGCCAAAGGCAUUCGACGAUUCCAAUGCUAGAGCUAAGUGGAAUUGGCAAGAAGAAUACAAUUUGGAUAAGAUGACUAAGGAUAUGAUCAUUCAUUUGAAGGAUAAAAUUGGAUGUACCGUUGAAUUGAAGAAUUUGGAAUAA
This is a messenger RNA of Naegleria gruberi, 1068 nucleotides long. RefSeq lists its product as uncharacterized. The record is from RefSeq and is a predicted model, not a curated record. Gene Ontology annotation, biological process: L-threonine catabolic process. The coding region runs from base 1 to 1068 and encodes 355 amino acids. The transcript is spliced from 4 exons. NCBI's taxonomy places the organism in Eukaryota, Heterolobosea, Eutetramitea, Acrasida, Naegleriidae. Gene Ontology annotation, molecular function: L-threonine 3-dehydrogenase activity.